UCUUAAGUCACUUCAAAUGCUAUCCGCGGACGGGCGGCUCAUUGUCAGGAGAGUUGCAGCUCGAGCAGGAGGGAGAGAACGCAGGUACAACAGCAGCAGCAGUGGCGGCAGCAGCAGCACUUCAUCCACAGCAUCACAGAAACACACUCCACUACACUCAGCCGAGAGAAAAUGGAGAAGGACGGAGUGAGUUUCCCACCAGCAAGAAGUCCUCCUCUCAGAGACGAGCUAAGACAAGCUUCUCAGCACAGUUUCUAUCUGAGCCCUUCUCCGCUCUACAUUAAGCCCUCGAAAUUCUCCCCUCCCAGAUACCCCAGCAUGUCACCCACCAGAGACUCCUACAGCACGUUCAGCCUGCCUGCUUUCUUUCCCAUGAUGGGCCCCACUUAUAUACAAAAAGAAGGAUCCCAAAAACGCAAAAGAACUCCUUUCAAAAUGGACGACCAAGGAGAUGAACCCGCCAACAGAGGAGAGGAGGAAGAGGAGGAGGAGGAAAGGCGAAGUAAGACAACUUUGGACCUGGACCACAAUCCUUUCUCCCUCCCACCUCUUCCUGUUCCUUCCCCAUCUCCAAAACUCAUCCCUGGUAUGAUUGAGCUGAACAGACUGCAGCUCCACCACAGAUCACCUGGCAUCAAUCUACCUGUGCAGGUCAAACAGGAACCUCUCAGUCCCUCCCCUGUUUGGCCUCCUUCUCCUCUCCUCCUCCACCCUCCCUACUUCCCAUCCCUCCACCAUCGCCUCCUCCCCUACCCCUUCUUCAUGCCCGGUCCUGUUAUGCACCUCUCCCCUGGGUCUUUCUACCCAAGAGAGGACCUCCGUGCCAGGCAUCGCAGCCGAGACGGACCUCCCCGGGGUGGGACAACAAGUGCAGAAAAGCUCGGUCUCAACGUCCAUGUGGAUGACAGUUACUACGUUGACGUGGGCGGAGAUCAAAAGAGGUGGAAGUGUCGCAUGUGUGAGAAGUCCUACACCUCAAAGUACAACCUGGUCACGCACAUUCUGGGACACAAUGGCAUCAAACCUCAUGGGUGCCACCUGUGUGGGAAGCUGUUUAAGCAGCUAAGCCACCUGCAUACACAUUUGCUCACACACCAGGGCAUGAGGCCACACAAGUGCCAGGUGUGCCACAAGGCCUUCACUCAGACCAGCCACCUGAAGAGACACAUGAUGCAGCACAGUGAUGUAAAGCCAUACAGCUGCAGUGUGUGCGGCAGAGGUUUCGCAUACCCCAGUGAGCUCCGUGCCCAUGAACUGAAGCAUGAAAAGGGUCAGGAGAACGUGUGUGUGGAGUGUGGCCUGGAUUUCCCCACACUGGCACAGCUGAAAAGGCACCUAACUGUGCAUCGUGGCCCCACUCUGUACAGGUGCACUGAGUGCCAGAAGACUUUCCAGUACCCGAGCCAGCUUCAGAACCACAUGAUGAAACACAAAGACAUCAGACCGUACAUAUGCAGCGAGUGUGGGAUGGAGUUCAUCCAGUCACACCACCUGAAACAGCACACACUCACCCACAAAGGCGUGAAGGAGCACAAGUGUCGCAUCUGUGGUCGUGAGUUCACCCUGUUGGCCAACAUGAAGCGCCAUGUUCUGAUCCACACCAACAUACGGGCCUACCAGUGUCAUAUGUGCUUCAAGAGCUUCGUCCAAAAACAGACCUUAAAGGCUCACAUGAUCGUCCACUCGGACAUCAAGCCAUAUAAAUGCAAGCUUUGUGGGAAAGAGUUCAACAGGAUGCACAACCUAAUGGGCCACAUGCAUCUCCACUCAGACAGCAAACCCUUCAAAUGCCUUUACUGCCCCAGCAAGUUCACACUGAAGGGAAACCUCACCAGACACAUGAAGGUCAAACAUGGAGUCAUGGACAGAGGGCUGGAUGAAAGACUGUUUAGGCAAAGGGGACGAUACUGCCUGUCUACUCCAAUGGGCCUCCUUACCCGCUUCAGCCAGGAGGAGCCAUUCGACCUUUCCCAGAAGCCCUCGGGCCUCCCCAGCCUCCGACUCUCACAGUCUGAUGGUGAGAGCGUCCCUGGGAGCUCGUGUCAGGAGGAAGAUGAGGAGAGUUUGUACAGGAGGAGCCCGUACAGCCCCGAGCCGGACCACCACGAGCCAGCGGGAGAAGAGCAGUACUCCCCUGAGCUGGAGGAGAGAGGGCAGGGGUCUCCAGCUGAACUACGACCAAAGAAGAAGCAGAGACAAAUGUAUCAGGAUAGUUUAGAAGAAGAAGAGACAUAUGAGAGGCAGUCAGAGACAGAGGAGCAGGCUGUAGACUCCAGGGGGGAGCAGGACCAUCUCCUACAGUCAGAACACACAUCUGAGUUAGAUUACGAGUCUCAUUCAGAGCUUGGAGAGGACCAAGAGACAGGCUGCAGACAGUAUGAUUCUGACUCAGAUUCUGAGCUAGAUAACCACCAGGAGCUAGAUCAUGAAGAGCAAAGUGAACAGCAGAUUCUUAGCAUUUGUGACUAAACCUACCAUGAGGCAGAGAGGAACCAAAGCAGAUUAGGCUUAUUAAGUGAAAUCAUGUGAGCACCAUUAGUGCGAAAUGAAGAAGAAGAAGCACAAUAAUAAUAGAAGUCAGACGAUGAAAUAGAAGAAGUUAAUCAGUGCCAGGUCUACUCGUCAGUUAAAUGGAUUGUUCAUGUUUUUUUUAUUAAUGUAAGCCCACAGUGCAGUUUGUUGUCAUGUCUAAGCAGAGGCUUGCCACUAGCUGGAAGUAGCACUGCUAAAUUGCUACUGCCAUAACGCUCUACUACGCGGCUGUAAACCAGCACUGUAGUAUCUUGCAGCAUGUAGCAGUUUAGAUGUAUUUUAAUCUAGAAAAUGGAGAUAAACAGUAUGCAGACUCUGUGAACUCUUGUUUGGUCGUGUUAAAUAUACUGUGCUAAAUUUUGACUCUUUUCUGAGGGAUUUUGCAGUUCGCCCAGGAACAUUUGAGUUCAUUUCUGAAUAAAAAUUGGUUAUGGAUGAGGUGCUGUUUAAGCUUAGCACUGUAACAAGAAAUACAAUUAUAUAGUUUUGUCAAUUAAAUAAAUACAACUGACAUAUAAAGCUGUGAAGCAUUCUGCAUGUAGACAACAUAUCAUUCAUAAUCACUGAUACGUCAAUGUUCAUUGAUUGGCGGAAAGGUUCUGUGAGGGUUAAUCUUUUUUUGUACAUAAAAUAAAAAUCAUAUUUAAUGUUUAUUUUUUUUUCUUUAAAAUAGUUUUAUAAUAUUGAAUAACAAAAGUCACGUUUGAGUUUUCUUUAUAUGUUGCCCUUGUAUUUUGUGUAAAUGUAUGAGGUCAAAAUCAAUACUGUGUUAUUUCUGAGUCUUUUGUUUAUGUUUUGGGGAGAUUUUCUUAUUUUUUUGUUCAUUUGUUGGUGGGAUUUUGUACUUAAAUUGAGAUUUGGGUGUAACAUUGUUAUUUACACACAGACAGACUUGGACAAGCUUGAUGUAUCAUAUCCAUUCAGUGUCUUUAUGAAAUAAACUGCAAACUGUGUUUGAA
Labrus bergylta (ballan wrasse) is the source of this 3491-nucleotide messenger RNA. It is a transcript of the gene znf366, whose product is annotated as zinc finger protein 366. NCBI's taxonomy places the organism in Eukaryota, Metazoa, Chordata, Actinopteri, Labriformes, Labridae. The record is from RefSeq and is a predicted model, not a curated record.